Messenger RNA from Ipomoea nil (Japanese morning glory), 1370 nucleotides. RefSeq lists its product as uncharacterized. The transcript has 6 exons. Lineage: Eukaryota; Viridiplantae; Streptophyta; Magnoliopsida; Solanales; Convolvulaceae. The record is from RefSeq and is a predicted model, not a curated record. The coding region runs from base 105 to 1100 and encodes 331 amino acids.
ACGACGUUUAAUCCAACAGUACCCAUCCACUGCUACGAAGAAUAUCCAACUAAAACUGUUGUGAUAGUGAACGGAAAAACGUUUUCCGGCGCCGGCGAAAGAAGAUGGCUGCCAGAGCGAACAACCUCCUCGCCUGCGUCUUCACUCCACCCCCACCCAAACCCAAAUUCGCUGGAAUCUCUACCCGCCGACUCUCAUUCCUUCACACUCGGACCUGCUUCUCCAUAGCCACCAAAGCCCCAACGAUUCCCCGGAAAAGUUGCCUCCAAAUACGCAGGAGUUCACUCACCACUCCGAGCUCACAGGACCCUGUUCUUGAAGAGGACUCCUCGGAGGUCGAGGAUGAAGACGGCGGCGGCGAGAAUGGAGGGGACGAUGGAGAGGGAUGGGGCUGGACGCUGUCGUUUCUCCUUUUCGGAUUUUGGGCUGGCCUCAUGUACUAUGUUCUCGUCCUCGCCCCUAACCAGACCCCGUCAACAGAUUUGUAUUUCCUGAAGAAGCUGCUUAACUUGAAAGGAGAUGAUGGUUUCAGAAUGAAUGAUGUUCUUGUGGCUGAAUGGUACAUAAUGGGUUUAUGGCCUGUAGUAUACAGUAUGCUGCUGCUUCCUACUGCUAGAACCCCCAAGUGCAGUGUUCCUGUCUGGCCCUUCCUUGUCCUUUCAUGCAUUGGUGGUGCAUAUGCUCUCUUUCCUUUUUUUAUUCUCUGGAAGCCCCCGCCUCCACCUGUUGAAGAAACCGAGCUCAGAAGAUGGCCUUUGAACUUCCUUGAAUCGAAAUUAACUGCAGGGAUUCUGUUGGCUUCGGGGCUAGGAUUAAUAGUUUAUGCAGGUAUUUCUACUGGGGACUGGAAGGAAUUUUACCAGUACUUCAGACAGAGCAGAUUUAUCCAUACAAUGUCUAUUGAUUUUGUUCUACUCUCAGCAUUCGCCCCAUUCUGGGUGUUCAAUGACAUGACAACUCGAAAGUGGUACGACAAGGGUUCUUGGCUUCUUCCUGUGUCAGCCAUUCCAUUCUUGGGUCCUGCAUUAUACCUUCUCCUACGGCCACCAGUCCCAGCAGUACAGGCUUCCUCAAGCCCGAGUUCUUUAGAAGAAGAGUAAUGUGUCGGCCCCUUUUGUGAUGUUGAAUCUGGAUACCCCCUCACAUCAUGUAGCAACACAAAAGAAAAGCCACUCGAAGAUUGUUAACAUAUAUACUGCCAGCUUUCAAAUGCCAGGAUGAAGAACCACCGGGAUUCAAAUCGAGCUGGUGCAUGUUGCAGAUGUAAGCUGCAGCCAAUGGAGCUCCUUUUGCUGCAUAUCCAGAAAAAAAAAAAAAAAUUUAAAAAUGUUACAGUUUUUUGUUACUAAAUACACAUGUCAAAUUCCAGA